GUUAAGAUGACUUUCAGAGGGAACUCGUCGAUGCCCUUAAUAUCGAGUUGAAAUAAUGGAAGAAAACAUUUAACGUUUACAGUGGUAAUCUUAUUCUGGAGAAUAUUUAAUAAGCCGUUUGGCUGUAGCCCAAGUGUGUACCCUUCGAAAACGAAACUAAAACAGUUCAUUAAGGAAGUAGAAGCCUAGAAGAGGCGUGUCCAACUACACAGUACUUUCGAUAUAAAAGUAUAGAAUAAAACAGUUGAAAAUAACCCUGACAUCUUCACACUGAGAAGAACCGGACUGAUGUCUGACUUAUCUCACAGAGAUGAAGACAGAUUUGGAGUUUCAGCAGGUGCUGUUAAAAGUGCAGGAGGCUCUCACUGUCGAUGAGGUGAAGGACCUGGUGUUCCUCUGCUCUGAACUUCUGAGUCUGAAAGACCUGAGCACCGUGAGCUCAGCCAGACAGCUGUUUACUCUUCUGGGGAACAGGGACCUGCUGUCAAGGGAGGAUCCGUCUCUGGUUUUAGAGCUGCUCAGGAUCCUGAAGCGGAACAGCCUGAUCCGCAGUCUGACCUCAGAGGAGGUUAUACCAACCAACGGCACAAAAUACAGUCAACUAAUCUCCACAUACAGACAGUUCUUGUAUGAGCUGUCAGAGUCCAUCUGUGAGCAGGACCUGAAAAACAUCAAAUUCCUCCUGUUAAAAACACUAUCGCGCAAAAAACUGGAGGACACGACGCUGUUGCAGUUGUUUUUGGAGUUGGAGAAGGAGGGCCUUUUGGAUGAAAAUAAUUUGGACUUUUUGGAGAAAAUUAUAGCACCUAUCAAUCCAAGUUUAGGAAAAAGAAUCAUUCAAUACAAAACGGAGAGUUGUAAGAUUGACGUAGUGAAGGACCAGGUGAACAGACUAAAUCUGACUGAAGGUGCUGCUGCGGCUAGUAGAGAUCAGAGCCAGAACUCAUUGAUUGAAAAUAUCCAGCAGUAUGAGAUGAAGGGGGACAAGAGAGGUGUCUGUCUGAUCAUCAACAACUAUGACUUCAAAAAGUGUAGUCUACGGGACAGAGACGGAACAGACAUUGACAAAAAAAGUCUGGAGGUUGUGUUCGAGUGGUUGGGCUUUGAGGUCGUGACCGAACAGAACUGUGAUCGCCAUCAGAUUCUGCAUGUGCUGAGGGACCUGGCCGCUCGUGACCACACAUCAGCGGAUUGCGUGGUGUGUUGUGUGCUGAGCCACGGAAAAAUAGAAGGCAUUCUUGGGGUCGAUGGAAAGAUUGUCACCUAUAGGGAGUUAAUAGAGACCCUGAGUCCGAGUCAGUGUCCCUCUCUCUUCGAAAAACCCAAACUGUUCUUCAUCCAGGCCUGCAGGGGUGCCAACGAUCAGCCAGCAGCACUUCCUCAGAUUUUCCCAGAUGAUGAAGUCAUGCCAGUCAGCGAUGCAGCUGUACCCAGAGACUCCAUACCUGAGAUGGCCGACUACCUGUUUGCCAUGUCUACUGUACCGAACUACGUCUCAUACAGGGACAAAGACCAUGGAACCUGGUUUAUACAGUCCCUCUGCGACAGCUUGAAAAUGCUGGUGCCAAGGGGUAUCGAUCUACUCUCCAUUCUGACGCAGGUGAAUAGCGAUGUGAGCAAAAUGACGGACAAAAGUGGUUUGAAGAAGCAGAUGCCACAGCCAGAGUUCACCCUCACCAAGAGAGUGGUUUUCCCUCCACCCAAAACUCACACUCCAUAAUGUCCUACUGCAGAUCAUGAUGUCUCUCAAACACAUCAGCAUGCACAGACACAGAUGUCCAUCAGAAAUGUUUACAUGACCUGUGAUGUUAUUAUAAUGAUUAUUAUAAAUACAGUAAUAUCCACUUCCCCAUGAAAAAAAAAGAGAAUAUUUGAGAUGUUUUAUGUAAUCAACAAGUAGUUGUUUUAAAAUCUUAGUGACAAUAAUACACAGUGUGCACAAGCCUCAGAUGAGCACAAUGCAAUCUAUGCAAUUUACAUUAAACUUGAAUGGAUUUGUCAUGCUCUCAGAGCCGGCCCUAGACCUUUGGGGGCCCUAAGCAAAAUUUGGUUGGAGGCCCCUUUGACCGUUUUAAGUAAGGCCUAAAGAAAAGCAAUGACUACCUUAUAACUAUACUGUACUUAUUAUAUGUACUAUAAACCUUGAUUUGGUGAUUUCGGCAGGUUUCCCUGUCAGUAAUAUAGAGUUUGAUGAAAUCUGUGUAUCAGAUCAUAAGCCAGUAUUGUUUAACACUGUACUCAAUAUUUCAAAGGUUAAUGUUAAGUCUUGUGAUCGUCCAAUCCGGUCUGUCAAUUCUGCUACAUCUAAACAUUUCAAAGAUGCAUUUUUUUGUGAUUCUUGCCUUACUGUGUCUUCAUUUUCAGAGAUGUCUCUUGAUGACCAACUUAAUUAUUUUAACACUCUGUGUGGUAAUGUUUUGGCCGUAGUUGCUCCAUUUAAAAACUAAGAAACCUAAGUUAGGGUCGCGACCUUGGCUUAACAAGGAUACUCGUGCCUCCAGACAGGAAUGGAGGAAAGCUGAAAGUGGAAGAAAAAUUUUUAGUAAUACGGUUGAGUAAUUGUGUAGGAAUUCAAGGUACCGCAUUGAAUUGGUUUAAAUAGUAUCUUUCUGAUAGAACAUUUUCUGUGGAGAUUGGGAAUUUUUCUUCCUCUUCUGUACCAUUAACGUGGUGUACCUCAGGGGUCCAUUUUGGGCCCGCUGUUGUUUUCGCUGUAUUUGCUCCCUUUAGGCUCGAUUUUUCGAUAACACAAUAUUCCAUAUCACUUUCAUGUGGAUGAUUCACAGGUGUAUCUCCCUUUGAAAAAUGGGCAUAAUCAUGACAUAACGUCUUUGUUGAAUUGUCUCGAGGAGGUAAGAGGCUGGCUGGCAGUUAACAUUGAAUGACUCUAAAACCGAAAUUGUAGUUGUUGGAUCACCAGGUUCUAACAUACAGAUUAAAAAAACAACUGGGUCCUUUAAGUGAGAAUUCUCAUGCUUACACCAAAAAUCUGGGAGUGAUUUUUGAUAACGGCCUUAAGUUUGACAAACAAAUUAACUCAGUGGUGAGGAGUAGCUUUUAUCAUUUGAGAUCUAUUGCAAAAUUAAGAGCAUUUUUAAGAGUAAAAGAUUUGGAGACCGUGAUUCAGUCCUUUAUUUCAUCCAGGCUGGAUUACUGUAACUCGCUGUACCUUGGGGUGGCUAAGUCUUCCUUAUCCCGCCUACAAAUGGUACAAAACACUGCCGCCAGUCUUCUUACUGGGACUUGAAAGAGGGAACAUAUUUCAUCUAUACUUGCUUCGCUUCACUGGUUGCCGGUUGAAUACCAUGUCAAGUUCAAGGUAUUGUGUUAUGUGUUUAAGGGGUUAAAUGGCCAAGCUCCUCAAUAUAUUACAGACCUUCUCCACCAGAAAUGUUCUAGAUCCUUUAGGUCCUCUAACAAGUUGAUACUCACUGUGCCACGAUAUAAACUGAAAUUAAAAGGUGAUCAUUCCUUUUCUGUUGCUGCUCCACAUCUGUGGAAUAAUUUGCCGGAAACACCUAAGGUUGUCUUCCACUGUUGAUAGUUUUAAAUCUUCACUAAAGACUUAUUUUUUCUCUUUGGCUUUUGGUUAAAUGUAAUUUUAUGAUGGGUUACGAUGUGAUUGUGUCUGCUGACGUAUUUAUAUAUCUUAUAUUGUCUGAACUGAUUGUACAGCACUUUGGUCAGCAGUGGCUGUUUGAAAUGUUCUCUAUAAAUAAAAGUGCCUUGCCUUGCCUAUGUUAUUUUUUUACAUUUUUAAGUCUAUUAAAUUAAGGUUUAAUUAUUCUAUGUAUGCUAUAUAUGUUUAUCUGUUUUACGCUGCUGGUCCUGAGUAUUUCAUUCUUAUGUGGCAACAUGUACAGAAUGACAAUAAAAGACCUUGAAUUGA
Molecule: messenger RNA, 3889 nt
Organism: Carassius auratus (goldfish)
Lineage: Eukaryota; Metazoa; Chordata; Actinopteri; Cypriniformes; Cyprinidae
Gene: casp10
Product: caspase 10, apoptosis-related cysteine peptidase
Exons: 9
Coding region: 311-1720 (469 amino acids)
Biological process (GO): proteolysis; regulation of apoptotic process
Molecular function (GO): cysteine-type endopeptidase activity; protein binding
Source: RefSeq, a predicted model, not a curated record